Chanos chanos (milkfish) is the source of this 1021-nucleotide messenger RNA. RefSeq names its product complement C1q tumor necrosis factor-related protein 3. Gene Ontology annotation, molecular function: protein binding. The record is from RefSeq and is a predicted model, not a curated record. Lineage: Eukaryota; Metazoa; Chordata; Actinopteri; Gonorynchiformes; Chanidae. Bases 189 to 932 code for a protein of 247 amino acids. The transcript is spliced from 4 exons.
AGGGUAAGACUGUCUCUAGAAAGAUUGUGCUUUUUUAUUUUGCUUUGUAUCAGGCUUUCCUUUCUUUCCUCAUGUUUUUCCUUUUUUUAAAUCGAUAAGAUUAUGACCUUCGUUCGCUACACUAUUAAUGAUUGAUUUCAAACAAACACACAAUCUCAAAUAAAAACACAUUUGGUCACAUCAGCAGCAUGUGCAGACUGGGACAGUCCAUUCAUCUCAGGCCCAAGAAAGAACCAUCUAAAAUAGAGAUGAAGAUGAGGAUGAUGCUGAUAAUUCCAGUUCACGUUAUAAUGCUAGUGUACCUGUCAGUAUCGGGGGCAGAGGACACUAUGACUAUUUUAGAUGAGGUGAGAGCACUGAGAGCUGAGUUUAAACAUCUGAAGAGCACAUGCCAAGUGUACCUGUCAGUAUCAGGGGCAGAGGACACUAUGACUAUUUUAGAUGAGGUGAGAGCACUGAGAGCUGAGUUUAAACAUCUGAAGAGCACAUGCCAAGCCCGCCAUGUGGCCUUCACUGCUGUCCUCAGACCCUCUAAUCCAGAGAAACUAGGGUAUGGCAGCACUGGGCCCUUUAAUAAGGAAAUCACUCUAAUCCACAGCAGUGUUCUUACCAAUGUUGGUGAUGCAUACGACCAAACCUCAGGUAUAUUUACUGCCCCAGUGAAAGGAGUUUAUUACUUUACCUUCACCACAUAUACUUGGGCAACGGAUGUUGAUACUGGUGUGAGUCUGUACAAGAACGAUCAGCAAGUCCUGCUUGUGUGGGAAUUUCAGGACAAACCUGACAAUGAAGAUUUCGCAUCCAAUAGCGCUACUUUGCUUCUGGAGAAGGGUGAUACAGUUUACAUGCGCUUACCCUCUGGGUUCCAGGUCACCAGCAGCGAAAAGUCCAACAUAUGUACUUUCAGUGGUUUCCUCUUGUUCCCAAUGUGAAACUAUCCUGAAAAGAAAAAGCUGUUUUCUCAUCUUAUUGCAUUGUGCCUUCCAAAUGUGAAAAUCAGUAAAAAUGCAGUCAAAAAGCA